UGGGAGCAGGAGCUCUCAUUGGCUCAUUCCUUCGCAGACUAUCCCGCUUGGCUCAAGAGCAGCAAAGGCGACAGGGGUGGCAGAUGAGGCACUUGGUAAUGUGCGCACAGUAAAAGCUUUUGCAAUGGAGGAACGAGAGCUCCAGUUAUAUGCAUAUGAAGUUGACAAAUCAUGUGAAAUGAAUGAAAAUCUUGGUACUGGGAUUGCCAUUUUCCAAGGGCUGUCAAACAUAGCCCUGAACUGCAUUGUCCUUGGAACUAUUUUUGCUGGAGGAACUUUAAUUUCAAGCAAUGAAAUGUCUCCUGGAGACCUAAUGUCCUUUUUGGUUGCCUCUCAGACUGUUCAGAGGUCUUUGGCCAGUAUCUCCAUACUUUUCGGUCAAGUGGUAAGAGGAAUGAGCUCUGGGGCUCGGGUUUUUGAAUACCUUGCUUUGCAGCCCACUAUCCCCCUCUCUGGAGGAGGACGCAUCCCAUACCAUUCACUCACAGGAAGAGUGGACUUCAUGAAUGUCUCGUUCAGUUAUCCAACAAGACCUGGCCAUCAAGUCUUGCAGAGGUUCAGUUUGACACUACCACCCAGUAAAACAGUCGCCAUUGUUGGAGAAUCUGGAGGAGGAAAGUCCACAGUGGCGUCCCUGCUGGAGCGUUUCUAUGACCCUACCAGCGGCGUAGUCAUGUUGGACGGCCUCGACAUUCGAACACUUGACCUUUGCUGGCUCAGGAGCCAAGUUAUCGGAUUCAUCAAUCAGGAGCCAGUUUUGUUUGGAUCAUCCGUCAUGGAGAACAUCCGUUUUGGGAAGCCUGAGGCUACAGAUGCUGAGGUCAUUAAUGCAGCAAAGCAAGCCAAUGCUCACGGCUUCAUCACGGGUUUCCCAGACGGCUAUAACACCGUGGUUGGUGAGCGAGGUGUGACAUUAUCAGGUGGACAGAAACAACGCAUUGCCAUUGCCCGCGCUUUGAUCAAGAACCCCAGUAUUCUGGUGCUGGAUGAAGCCACAAGUGCUCUGGAUGCAGAAUCAGAGCGAGUGGUGCAAGAGGCUCUGGACAGAGCCACAAGGGGUCGCACUGUGCUCAUCAUCGCCCACCGAUUAAGCACCAUUCAAAGGGCUGACUUGAUCUGCGUGAUGAGCAAUGGUCGUAUUGUGGAGGCUGGGACACAUGUGGAACUGCUGAGCAAAGGAGGAUAUUAUUCUGAUCUCAUCCGCAGGCAAAGAGCUGAGGGGCAAAAAUGACCACACCCAUAUUUGUUUACAGUAGCUGUAUAAUACUGUAUAAUGGUGCUUAUUUUGAAAUGCAUAGCAAGACAUGUGUGGAAAAUUAAUUAUUUAAAAUGUACUGUAAAUUUGCCAGCUCUGUGACUAGUUUUAUGAGAACUUACAAAUGUGUAUGAACAAAUGGACCAAUGUGGAUUGGCCUGUGAUGAACAAAUUACACUACUGUAUGCGCUGUUAUUUCCAAUAUUGUUGAUAGAAUGAUAGAUUAUAAUGUGCUGGGACAAAAUAUUAAAAUUACUUAAAUUAA
Molecule: messenger RNA, 1520 nt
Organism: Pundamilia nyererei
Lineage: Eukaryota; Metazoa; Chordata; Actinopteri; Cichliformes; Cichlidae
Gene: abcb8
Product: ATP-binding cassette, sub-family B (MDR/TAP), member 8
Exons: 11
Coding region: 125-1231 (368 amino acids)
Biological process (GO): oligopeptide export from mitochondrion
Cellular component (GO): mitochondrial inner membrane
Molecular function (GO): ABC-type oligopeptide transporter activity; ATP hydrolysis activity; ATP binding
Source: RefSeq, a predicted model, not a curated record